AUGCUCACUUUUCGAAUUGUUGUCCUGCCUGGUGAUGGUAUCGGACCUGAGGUUGUUGCUGAGGCCGUUCGAGUGCUUCAAACGGUGUCUGAACUAUCCUCAGAUUUUGAGCUAAAGCUCGAGUCGCACGAAUUUGGUGGUUGUGCUAUCGAUUCCACCGGAGAGCCAUUGCCUCCUUCUACACUCAAAGCAUGUCAAGAGGCGGACGCGAUCCUCAUGGGUUCCAUCGGAGGCCCAAAGUGGGGCGUGAACGCCAAAGUUCGACCUGAACCUGGCCUUCUGGCUCUCCGCAAGACCCUUGGCCUCUAUGCCAACAUUCGUCCAGCGAACCUCGCAUCGGACUCUCUUCUUGAAUACUCACCUCUUCGACCAGAGAUAGCCAAGGGGGUGGACAUGAUCGUUGUUCGUGAACUCAUCGGCGGAGUCUACUUCGGAACUCGUAAAGAACAAGGUGUCGCGCCGGAUGAGGAAGUCGCCUGGGACACCAUGAUCUACAGUGUUCAGGAGGUUCAACGGAUAACGCGUGUGGCUGCUCAAAUAGCCCUUGCUGCGGACCCUCCCCUCGAUAUCCACUCGGUCGACAAGGCCAACGUCCUCGCCAGCUCAAGGCUAUGGAGGAAAGUUGUGACUGAGACCUUGAAAAAUGAGUUCCCACAACUGAAGCUGGACCAUCAACUUGUCGAUUCCGCAGCGAUGUUUAUCGUCUCAAACCCUAAGAAAUUGAACGGCGUGAUUUUGACUGAAAAUUUGUUUGGUGAUAUCCUUUCGGAUCAGUCAAGUGUCAUCCCAGGGUCCCUUGGUCUUCUCCCAUCCGCAUCACUAGCGGGAGCGCCCUCUGCGCCGUCCGCAGAUUUCAAACCAACAUCCGGGAUUUACGAACCAAUCCACGGUUCUGCUCCCGAUAUUGCAGGUCAAGGUAUCGCGAAUCCUAUAGGGACGAUCCUUAGCGCGGCGAUGCUUCUUCGCUACUCGCUUGGGCUAGAAAAGCCGGCGAAAGCUAUCGAGAAUGCUGUGCGCAAGGUACUUGAUCUUCCAGAAGCUGGAGGUUUUGGAUUACGCACGGCUGACCUUGGAGGCAACGUCGGUACCAAAGAGCUGGGAAACCGCAUUGUAGACAUCUUAAAAACGUUACGUUGA
Laccaria bicolor S238N-H82 is the source of this 1137-nucleotide messenger RNA. Its product is annotated as 3-isopropylmalate dehydrogenase. Gene Ontology annotation, molecular function: magnesium ion binding; NAD binding; 3-isopropylmalate dehydrogenase activity. The record is from RefSeq and is a predicted model, not a curated record. Gene Ontology annotation, cellular component: cytosol. Gene Ontology annotation, biological process: L-leucine biosynthetic process. The coding region runs from base 1 to 1137 and encodes 378 amino acids. The transcript is spliced from 4 exons. Lineage: Eukaryota; Fungi; Basidiomycota; Agaricomycetes; Agaricales; Hydnangiaceae.